AUGGCCUUUAGAAUCUUGCACUACGUGCAUCAUCUAAAAUCUUUGAGUACCGCACACGCAAUUCGAGUAUUGGAGUCGUAUAUUGUCCUGAGACUUGCUUCAAGCGACGAACACGCAUGGACCGAAAAGGCCAUCAUCACAUUGAUCUGGCUCAUAACAGCGGAAGGCGAGGGUCAGAGCAGCGUCGACAUGCUGUUUCUUGAAGGGACAUUCGAGAAGAUCUACCGAGCCUGGAAUAAAGCUCUCAGUGCAGAGGCUACGCACGGUGCAUUGAUUCUUUUCUGGAAGCGGAUCGAGCAUACCUUCGACCACGGAUUGAAAGAGAUCACUAUUAAAUGGUGCCAAGUUGCAUUGCAUCAACUGUUUUGUAAGGCUGGAGAUCACAACGUGGGCAAAAUUGAAAGGAGAAUAGUCAAAUGUCAAAUCGAUCUCCGCAACUUUGAAGCCGCUUUUGCAGCCCUCGAAACGAUGUCGCCAGCGAGAAAACAGCAUCCCCUUUCUCGAUACCUGCGAUACUGUCUCGCUCUGCGGCGUGGGGAUGAAGUUGACGCGAGAUCAACACUGGCCUCUCUUGCCACAGUCCAUGAUGACCGGAACAAGCUCUUGUUUGCCGCCGUUUCGGAAGCAACGCAAUAUGGUAGCAAAUUACAGGGAGCGCAACUCCUCCAGCGCGUUCUGGACAAAUACAACGACAACCUGCCACCGGAGAUAGAUGCAUCUGCCCUUCUGAGAUGUACAGCUCGCCUUCUCCUUCUAGCAGUUUCAGAAGCCGACGACCUCGAUGAAGAACUUCUGUCUCGGUUAUGCGGCAUCUUCAAGUCCGCGGUGUCCUUUACGCAAAAGCAACAGGUUAGCGAAGAAACGACCAUGGAACAUCGACUACAAGAAAGCAGGUGGUUUGAGAAGACCAGCUACAACACUGCCGUACAAUACCUCCGGUCAUGGCCGACGAAAUAUGUCAUUGACCUUUUGCACUAUUCGUGCCAAAUGCACUUGCCCACGCAUGCUCCAAGCCAGGUUCAAUAUGAGAAGCACAUCCAUGAGACUGGUGCAAAGUACAUCCAAGCGAUCCUGUACACUGUCCAGGCGAGGUCGGCAGCCACGUUGCCUACAGCAGAAGACAUUCCUAAGACGGCGUAUUCGGGAAAGGCACCACCACAUUCGCCGACAGAAAUCAAGUCUACUUUGUACAGAAAUGUCUUUGCCACGUACUCGGAAAUUCGAACUCAUCUGAACGCCUUACGUGAGGGCUCCAGUACAGGCCUCGUCGAGCAGGAGGUUCUCGAGGGGAUCACGCAGAAACUCAUUGUCUUGACACCCCUGGCGUUCGAAGCACUGCUCUUCCUCGUGGGUACCAGUACCGCAGAUGUUUCUGGCCCAACCCCGGUUCAACACGAUUUCUCGCUUGCUGAAAUGGUGGACCAAAUGGUACUCCUGAACCCGCCGCAGAAGACGUACUCGCUUUUCGCCGACAUGAUCCUCUCCGCCUCCAUGAGCGGCGGCCUCGAGUCUACCGAGCCGUCCCAGCCGUCCGGGCCAGAGUCUUCGACUCCGACUGUGCUACUGCCAGUCUCGACAACGACGAAUCUGCUCGCGAAGCUGAUAUCCGGGUUGCGAAACCACCCGGAUUACGACAGCAACCGGGCCGCGAGAUGGAUGAGGUGUAUGGUUCAAAUCGUUCUCGACCGCAGGCGAGAUUCGCGACCCCAAAAUCAGUAUCAGUCCGGGAAGAAUCUGAGCACCGUGGCGAGAAUCACCGAGCAUGCCCUGGACCUGGCAACGUCCGCUGCUUCUUCUGCUGCCGCCGGCGGGAACGACUACCCACCGGAAGAACUGGAGUGGCUGGCCGUCACGUUAUUCAAUCUCGCCAUCGAUCUCUACGCCUUACCACCACCACUACCAGCAGCGUCAUGCUCAGCCUCGGACUCUGCACCAGCCGACCACGACGAGCAUAUCCCGGAACACAAAAACAACAAACACAAGAACAAAAAUCAAGGCAGCAGCAGCAGUAGUAGCAGUGGUGAGAUAGUUACGCUGCCGCAGUUCUGGGCGAGGAAAGCCGUGGCUGUCGCGGACGUUCUUGUCAUGAUGAAUACCGCGACCGCGAGGGCCGGAGUCGGAGAUAGCGACGUUGGAGCCCUCGCAACAGUCCUCCGAGAAAGAUGCCAGAGACUGCACUGGGACGUGUGA
Molecule: messenger RNA, 2190 nt
Organism: Fonsecaea pedrosoi CBS 271.37
Lineage: Eukaryota; Fungi; Ascomycota; Eurotiomycetes; Chaetothyriales; Herpotrichiellaceae
Exons: 8
Coding region: 1-2190 (729 amino acids)
Biological process (GO): regulation of synaptonemal complex assembly; meiotic cell cycle
Source: RefSeq, a predicted model, not a curated record